AUGUCAAACUUGGUGCCGGAGACGAUUGCGCCAACAGUUCCAUUGAUAGAGGAAUUAGAGUCAUUACUUGAGUUUCUGACGCACCAGAAACCUUUACCAGUGGCAAACGACCGCGAAUAUAAUGAUCUGGCACUACUGAGCGAGAAGCAACUGGAUGCUAAGAUUCGUGAGCUUGAGAAUCGUAAUUUUUGUCUCAAUCUUGAUGAAGUAAAAGAAAUGCAGGACAGCUUUUGCCUCGUAUGUCGGAGAGAAUUGACAACGUCGUAUCUUACUCUUUACUAG
This is a messenger RNA of Peronospora belbahrii, 282 nucleotides long. The record is from the annotation of a GenBank genome assembly. Lineage: Eukaryota; Oomycota; Peronosporomycetes; Peronosporales; Peronosporaceae.